This is a messenger RNA of Centruroides sculpturatus (bark scorpion), 1528 nucleotides long. Its product is annotated as tudor domain-containing protein 7-like. The transcript is spliced from 7 exons. The coding region runs from base 47 to 1009 and encodes 320 amino acids. Gene Ontology annotation, biological process: spermatogenesis. NCBI's taxonomy places the organism in Eukaryota, Metazoa, Arthropoda, Arachnida, Scorpiones, Buthidae. The record is from RefSeq and is a predicted model, not a curated record.
UUUCUUAACUGAUUUCAUUUUGUAGGUAGUGACUGAAGCAACAACAAUGAAUCCUGCUAAAGUAGAACUGUUUAAAAGGAUAGAGCCUUCUGAUGAAUUAGUAUCAAUUAAUCAAACACUAGCUCUUUGCACUGAUAUUUUCAGUUCAAAAGAAGAAUCAGUGAAUAAUUUGGAUCAAGUAAAUAAUGUAACAAAUGAAAAAACUUUAAAACCAUUAAAUCUUCAAACGGAUUUAUCAUCAGAAUCACCAUAUUUGAAGUCACUCACCAAUGGCAUUCCUGUUCAAUGUUUUUCGUUACAGGAAGAAAAUAGAAUAUCAAAACAUUAUAGUGUGAUUACUCCUGAUGGUAUUGGGGAACAAGUUGAUGAUGUAUUAGACCUCGAAGAUAUAAAACCACCUGUUCUUCCUUCUGUAGGAGAAUUUUUUGAUGUCCAUAUUGUACAUACUGCACAUCCUCAUUAUUUUAUUUGUCAGUCUUGGAAACAUGGAGCAGAAUUAGAUUUAUUGUAUGAAGAAAUGCAAUCAUUUUAUUCAUCAGAGGAAAAUACUAUUGAUAUGGAUGAUUGCUUAUUAAAGAGAGGUCAGUUUUAUGCUGGAAAAUAUAAUGACGAAUGGAAGAGAGUAUGGGUCAGCGAUAUAAUUAGUGAAGAUAUGGUCUCUGUUUACUUUGUUGAUUAUGGUGGAUUUCAAUUAAUUGGGUUAACAGAUUUGCAACCAUUAUGGAAAUAUUUCCGUUGUUUUCCUUAUCAAGCUAUCCCUGCAGAAUUAUAUGGUGUUGAACCCCGUGAGAAAGAUUGGAAUCCAAUGCAUUGUAUGCAAUUUCAAAAGAUGGUGGAAGGUAAGGAAUUUGUUUCCGUGAUAAAGAAGAAGAUGCCAGACAACAAUACUGGUUUUGUGGGAGAAAAGUUAAGUUUGUGUUUAAUAGAUACCUCUCAUCCUGAUAGAGACAUAUAUAUUGAUAAACUUUUGCAUGAUGCUGGAAUAGUAAAGCUUGUGUUUCAAAGGUAGUUUGCCUUUAAGUAUGCAUUGUAGAAGAAUUCACUUUGUGAUGAUUUCAGUUAUUUUCAAAUACUAUUGUAUAUUUAACUUUGCUCCAACAAUAAUUAAGGAAAUAUCAAAAAGUUGCCACUUCUAAUAUUGAUAUUUAAGAGUGUAUGUGGAGAAAUAAAUGUAAAUACAUAAUAUAUAUAUGCACUCAAAUAUUAAAUAUCUUAGUAGUAAAUUUUAUUGUUCUUAUAACUCUGCUUUUCUCUUUAAAUAUUUUAGAAUUUGUUUUUUGAAAUAAUAACUGAAUGUUCCCAAUAAGACUACUUCAUCAUAAGUUAAGCCAAUUAAAAUAAUAUCUACAGUUCAUUUUCUUAUAAGUAAAUAAGUUAAAAUGUGAAUUCAUUGCAGAUGCUAGUUUUUAUUUAUGCAAAAUAUUCUUUACUCAUGAAAAUGUCACUUUUCCAAUUUUUGUGAAAUUGAUUUAUUUUCAUUUAAAUAUAAUUAAAGAAAUGGGAAAAAAUUCAAAAAUUAUUACAAAUC